AUGGCUCCCAAGAUUGCAAUUGUCUUUUACUCUAUGUACGGCCACAUUCAAAAGCUUGCAGAGGAGGAGAAGAAGGGUAUCGAGGCUGCCGGAGGUCAAGCAGACAUUUUCCAGUAUACCCCCAUGAAAUACGAUAGUAGUGAAGAGUUUAUUAACGAUUGA
Messenger RNA from Penicillium odoratum, 162 nucleotides. RefSeq lists its product as uncharacterized. NCBI's taxonomy places the organism in Eukaryota, Fungi, Ascomycota, Eurotiomycetes, Eurotiales, Aspergillaceae. Bases 1 to 162 code for a protein of 53 amino acids. Gene Ontology annotation, molecular function: FMN binding. The record is from RefSeq and is a predicted model, not a curated record. The transcript has 2 exons.